This is a messenger RNA of Drosophila kikkawai, 1309 nucleotides long. RefSeq names its product gamma-butyrobetaine dioxygenase. Gene Ontology annotation, biological process: carnitine biosynthetic process. Lineage: Eukaryota; Metazoa; Arthropoda; Insecta; Diptera; Drosophilidae. The record is from RefSeq and is a predicted model, not a curated record. Gene Ontology annotation, cellular component: mitochondrion. Gene Ontology annotation, molecular function: oxidoreductase activity.
GUUGGUAGUGCCAAGAUGUUCCAAGCGGAUCGCCGAGAGUUGGCCUGCCUGCCAUCAGCCAAGCUGGAGCAGGACCAUCAGGAGCAGCAGAAGGACCUGCACAGGAGUAUAGUUGUAGUCCCUGAAACGGAUCCCGAGCGCCAGGACUUGCAGUUCCCGGAUAUCUGGCUGCGCGACAACUGCCGCUGCCCGGAGUGUUAUCUACCACAGACCCUGAGUCGCCUGCCCCAGCUGUGGAACAACCUGGACACCAGCGUGCAUGUCCUGCGCCAGAGUGUGGAUCUGCAGCAGCAGGUCCUGUACAUAGAUUGGUCGGAUGGCCAUGCUUCCCAGUAUCCUUAUGACUGGCUAAGAGAGCGGGACUUCUCGGCAGCGAAUCGCAAGCGGUAUCUAAGGGAAUCCUAUCGCCCCGAGCAGCAGUUGUGGAGCGGCCAGGACUUUGAGGCGAUCCGGCGUACCUUUUACUUCCAGGAACUGGUUACAAGCGACUUGGCUUUGCGGCAAUGGCUCCACCAUUUGGCUGUCUACGGGGUGGCUCUUGUACGGGAGGCCCCACUGGAGAUGGACGUCCUGCGGAGACUGGCCAACCGAGUGGGUUUUAUGCGACGCACCACCUACGGCGAGGAGUUUAGCGUGCGGGCCCAACCGGGAGCCAGCAACUAUGCCUACCUAGCCGCACCUCUGCCCCUGCACACGGAUAUGCCUUACUUUGAAUACCUGCCCGGAGUGACCAUGCUGCACACCUUGGAGCAAUCCGCCUCACCUGGCGGAGUCAACCUACUAGCCGAUGCCUUCUACGUGGCCAAGAUCAUGAGAGAUCGAUAUCCGGAACAGUUUCGGGUGCUCUGCCAGACGCCUGUAGAUUGGGCGGACAAAGGACAUGAUGGAGACCUGCACUUCCACAAUAUCUGGCGGGCACCGGUCAUCAACUUGGAUUCUGAAGGACGCUUUGUUCGGAUUAACCACAGCAUUCCUCAGCGCGACAGCCACUUUAGCGUGCCGCUGGAGCAGGUGCGACCUUGGUACGAGGCCAUGGCUACCUUUGUGCGCCUGGCCCAUGAGCACUCGUGCCGUUUCAAGACCACGCCCGGUGACGUGCUCACCUUCGACAACCUGCGCCUGGUUCAUGGACGCACCGGAUAUGAUGACACGGACCAAAAUGUGCGCCACAUCCUGGGCGCCUUCAUCGAUUGGGAUAUUGUCUACUCGCGGCUGAGAGUCUUGCAGGGUGUUGGAACCUCUCCCGAUACCGCUUAGGUGACGCAUUUGUAUUUCCACGUAUUAAUUAAGAACAUUAACCCCUGGCUGC